UGCCGAUUUCCGCGGUGCCGAGCGGAUCUACACGGGACACAAGGUGUGGGGGAACGAGACGGAACGGCGGGAGGACAGCUUCGGGGACUACAUCGGGCGGGUGGAGGUGGCGGAUCUGGACAAACCCGCCAUCAAGAUCAGCGGCAUCAAGAGUACUUUGCGCGUUACUGGUGUACCGUAGCGGAGUGGGGUGUGCGUACGGAGUUCGGAGUGGACGCCAAGUCAGUUCUGCUGACUGAAACUGGCCAUUCCAUGGUACAUCCCAUUUACAUUUCCGUUUCCGGUGAGAAGGAAGUGGAGGAAGGUGGUGACGUAGAGAUGACGUGUCAGUGUCAAGGUUGCUUCUACCCAACAUUCGAAUGGUUCAAGGGCCCGGCGUUUGCCGGAAGUGAGUGGGCGACGACCGGAAAUUACACCCAUAUCGCAUCCAAGGAAUAUUUUGGCAUCAUGGGAUUUGUAGACCUAGAGAUUGAGGAUGGAUUUGGCCAGUUCAGCGUGACGCCAUCCAAUUCCCUCCGUCUGACCGGGGCACAGGUGACCGACGCCGGAAGGUACUGGUGUAAGGUGACGAGCGGUGGAAUUGCGGACAUCAAGGCCACCGUGCUGAAGGUCAAAGUGCCGGAGUUCACCUGUGCCGGUAAGGCUGACGGGUACUACCCAGACCCGGAGGACUGCGCCAUGUACUACCAGUGUCUGUACGGCUUCCCCCAGCCCUUCCACCGCCCGUGUGGGUACGCCGGUAUGGUCUUCAACCCGGAGCACCUGUACUGCGACUGGGCCUUCAACGUGGGACCGCCAUGUGGGAGCAGGGCUUAGAUCAACGACCCUCCCUUCACCUCUGAUGAACACUGACGUCAUCAAUGGUUGACGUCCCAUAUGGCUGACGUCACUAAACCACAGGAGCAAACGUCAUCACUCCAGUUAAUCAGAAACAACAUUGUUCUGUUCAUAUUUUGAUAAGCUUCUGUUUUAGUUGCAUUUAGAUAAAGUCGCUUGCUACGACGACAACUCAUAUCGUGAUUACAUUUAAAUAAGCAUUAAAUAAUGCCUCAGUGACAAUCGUUUUCUUUUU
Branchiostoma floridae (Florida lancelet) is the source of this 1072-nucleotide messenger RNA. RefSeq lists its product as uncharacterized. NCBI's taxonomy places the organism in Eukaryota, Metazoa, Chordata, Leptocardii, Amphioxiformes, Branchiostomatidae. The record is from RefSeq and is a predicted model, not a curated record. Gene Ontology annotation, molecular function: chitin binding. Gene Ontology annotation, cellular component: extracellular region. The annotation marks the transcript as partial. The transcript is spliced from 7 exons.